UAGAGUGAGCGCUGGUCGCAGAGCAGCGUCCACUCUGAGCUCCCCUUCUCCCAUCGUGUGGCUUUCAUUCUCAGCUCUGGGAUUUCUGCACACCAACCCACAAACACCCCUCUCUCGUCAUGCCCACCCCCAUGUUACUCUCUCCCAUGGUUCUCUGAUAUCACAAUCGACGGAGCACUUUUACACUGAAGCCAGCCAUCUGCUGCCGACGCUGCCUGGUGUUUCAGGAUGGACACACUGCCGGUCUUCACCACGGGGAGCGAAGCCACAGGGGACACCAUAGAAGUGGUGGGCUUCAGCAAGCCCCUGCACCGCUUCAUGAGGGCGGAUCCCAAAAGCAUCGGGGUUGCCAUGGUGAUCCUGGGAAGCUCGCUGCUCAUAACUGGAAUAGCAAUGAUGCCCGACAUCAUGGGGAACAACCCGGCGUACAGGGGGCUGUGGCUCGGGACUGUGUUCGUAUUCUGUGGUAUUCUUUACGUUCUGUCUGGGAGCCGCCCGUCAAAGAAGCUGAUUUGCGCACAGGACAUAGCAUCAGGACAUGGCAUCAGGACAUGGCAUCAGGACGUGGCAUCAGGACAUGGCAUCAGGACAUGGCAUCAGGACAUAGCAUCAGGACAUGGCAUCAGGAUGUGGCAUCAGGAUAUGGCAUCAGGACAUGGCAUCAGGACAUGGCAUCAGGACAUAGCAUCAGGACAUGGCAUCAGGAUAUGGCAUCAGGACAUGGCAUCAGGACAUGGCAUCAGGACAUGGCAUCAGGACGUGGCAUCAGGACAUGGCAUCAGGACGCGGCAUCGGGACGUGGCAUCGGGACACGGCAUCGGGACACGGCAUCGGGACACGGCAUCGGGACAUAGCAUCAGGACAUGGCAUCAGGACACGGCAUCAGGACGUGGCAUCAGGACAUGGCAUCAGGACGCGGCAUCAGGACGUGGCAUCGGGACACGGCAUCGGGACACGGCAUCGGGACACGGCAUCGGGACACAGCAUCGGGACACGGCAUCGGGACAUGGCAUCGGGACAUAGCAUCAGGACAUGGCAUCAGGACACGGCAUCAGGACGUGGCAUCAGGACACGGCAUCAGGACGUGGCAUCAGGACAUGGCAUCAGGACACGGCAUCAGGACGUGGCAUCGGGACACGGCAUCGGGACACGGCAUCGGGACACGGCAUCGGGACAUGGCAUCGGGACAUAGCAUCGGGACAUGGCAUCGGGACAUGGCAUCGGGACAUAGCAUCAGGACAUGGCAUCAGGACAUGGCAUCAGGACGUGGCAUCAGGACACGGCAUCAGGACACGGCAUCAGGACAUAGAAUACUCCGAGACUGUGUUUUGCCUUGGCUCCUUUGUAAACUGUGCACGCUCAAAGCUCUUGGUACCUAUUUCCACACGUUCUGGGAAUGCCCAUCUGCGGUCUCUUUCUCUCUUACCAGUGUAAGGUGUGACUGUCCCCUGUUCUUCUCAGUCACUGUUACUCUUGCAUUUUUCUACCCUUUCUUUCUCCAGUUUUCAGCAACAGGCGAUUUCUUCACAUCAAGGGGAGCAUAUUGCUUACUGUGUCUCGCUAAUUUCUGCUCCAUUUUUUUUGUGUGUUUGUUUAGUUUCCUUUUUAUCCUGCUCAAAAUGCCACCAACAUGGUGAACUUUUGGUUGUUUUUUGGUUUGGUUUGUUUGACUAUGUUUUGAUGCAACACAUCUUGUACAUUUUGCUCAAUUUUAUUCAACAGAAAAUUAUUACAAAUAUUAAAAAAUAUUAAAUCAAGCGCCUAGCCACGCAAUCAAGUUCCCAAACAUUUGUGAAAGAAUGGGUCAUUCUGAAGAGCUCAGUGGAUUCAAGUGAAAUUUCUUUCCUGCCUGAUAUUCCACGGUCAACUGGAAAGGGUUUUAUUGCAAAGCUGAAGCAUUUUGGUACAACAGAAAGGCAGCCACAAACUGUCAGGUCAUGUAAAGAAACAAAUCAGGGUUGCUGAGUGCUGAAGUGCAUAGUGUGUAAAAGUCACUAACACUCUGUUGACUCAAUAACUGCAGAGUUCCAAACUUCCUUUGGCAUUAACCCCAGCACACAAACUGUAGCCAGGGAGCUUGGAAUAGGCUUCCUUGGCCAAGUAGCUGCAUGCAAACCUCACAUCACCAAGUGCAACAUUUGCUAAACGUCAGAUGGAGUGGUGUAAAGCACGCCACCACUGGACUCUGAAGGAGUGGAAACAGUCUGACAGUCUGAUGGACGAGUCUGGGUUUGGCAGAUGCUAGGAGAACAUUACUUGCUUGACUGCAUUAUACCAAUUGUAAAGUUUGGUGAAGGAGGGAUUAUGUUGUGGGGUUGUUUGUCAGGGGCUGUGCUGGCCCCCUUAGUUCCAGUGAAAGGAACUUGUAAUGCUUCAACAUACCAACACCAUUUUGGUGCUUUCAAAUUUGUGGGGGGUAGUUUGGGGAUGGCGGGGCGGCAUGGUGGUGCAGUGGUUAGCACUGUUGCCUCACACCUCUGGGACCCGGUUUCGAGUCUCCGCCUGGGUCACAUGUGUGUGGAGUUUGCAUGUUCUCCCCAUGUCGUCGUGGGGUUUCCUCCGGGUACUCCGGUUUCCCCCCACAGUCCAAAAACAUGCUGAGGCUAAUAGGACUUGCUAAAUUGCCCGUAGGAAUUCAUGUGAGAGUGAAUGGUGUGUGAGUGUGCCCUGUGAUGGGCUGGCCCCCCAUCCUGGGUUGUUCCCAGCCUCGUGCCCAUUGCUUCCGGGAUGGGCUCCGGACCCCCCGUGACCCAGUAGCAUAAGCGGUUUGGAAAAUGGAUGGAUGGAUAGUUUGGGGAUGGCCCUUUUCUGUUCCAGCAUGGCUGUACCCCACUGUACAAAACAAGGACUAUGAAGACACAUAGGCUGAGUCUGGUGUGGAAGAACUUGACUGGCCUGAACAGAACCCUGACCUCAACCCUAUCAAACACCUUUGGGAUAAACUAGAAAGUAAAUUGCGAGCCAGGCCUUGCAACAUCAUUACCUGACCUUAAAAAUGCUCUUAUGCAUGAAGAACCGAAAUAUCCAGAUAACUAUUUCAAUGAUUAGAUGAUCUGGGAUGAGUCCUAUGAUCUUAGAUGUUUUAAUCCUUAUGCGUAGAUUACCCCCAGAUGACUCACUCAACAUGUUUACAUGACAUUAUAAAAAUCCAGAGGUGGAAAUUUCAGACCCAGAAACUACAAAUC
Messenger RNA from Brienomyrus brachyistius, 3185 nucleotides. RefSeq lists its product as uncharacterized. The transcript has 5 exons. Bases 229 to 1023 code for a protein of 264 amino acids. Lineage: Eukaryota; Metazoa; Chordata; Actinopteri; Osteoglossiformes; Mormyridae. The record is from RefSeq and is a predicted model, not a curated record.